Messenger RNA from Bactrocera oleae (olive fruit fly), 1842 nucleotides. RefSeq lists its product as uncharacterized. The record is from RefSeq and is a predicted model, not a curated record. NCBI's taxonomy places the organism in Eukaryota, Metazoa, Arthropoda, Insecta, Diptera, Tephritidae.
CUGAGGCUCCUAUAGAAUAACUUUGACCAAAAAGAGUUGUGCUAACUGAAUAUCCAUAUAUCUAAUAUUAUUAACUUAGUGUGAGUAAAUUCUUGCAAUUACGGUAAAUAAGUGAUAUCUCUGAGCUAUGUAAUUUAUGUAUCUAAUCACGUUAUUACCUAUUCUCCGAUCAACUAAAAAUUUUCAAUUGGUUUUGGGGUAAAAUUCGGCUUCUCUUCAACAUGGGGAAUCAAGAGCUAUCUUCGGAGAUAUUGGAAUUUUAUCGCUCAGGUCAAUCCUAAGCUUUAGCACUGCGGAAUUUGAGGAUAGAGGAACAUAUUUGUAUUGAAUGACAGAUUCUUUUGUGUGACACUGAAGAGCUCGCUUUAAUUGGGUAAUUCAAACUGGCGCCGAUUUUAAGAGUCAAACAUAUCAGCAACAAGAAUAUCCAUCUCCUGAAAGACUUCGUCAGUGUUUGUUCGUCAAGUCUCGAAAUUUGUAUGAUUAAACCCACUAAAACAAAAAUUUCCCUAAUUUUUGUAGCACCCUGUAUAUUUGCUAGCAUUUUUUUAACACAAAUAAGCCUGAGAAUCCAUAAUCCAUUUAAUUUUUUACUAUUUGAAGCACUCUGUAAAUUUUCUAACAUUAUUUGAUUACUAAUAGGCAUGAGGACCCAUAAUCCAUUUAAUUUAAACAAUUGACCCUGAAAAACAUUUUCACAGUGCAACCAACUUUUCGAAUCGACGCUUCCCACGAGAAGCAUAUAGAAGAACAAGAAAACAAUCUAGCUCAGCGCAACUUGUAAGUAGUAAAGCUGAAAGCUUAAUCACCACAAAGCUAGUUGAACGCUAGAACGGAACUAGUUAAUACUGAAAGCACGAACAUAAGUGAGCCGACGAGCAUUUAGUGGAUAUAUAUGUUUGUAAGUGUGUAAGAAAUGAAUGUGGGGCUCUACAUGCCCCAGCUAUUAUGCUAUGGCAGCGAAAUUCAACUUCAAAAUAAAUUAAAUCGGAUGGCUGAUCUAAUCACGAGCAUCGUAAAAUUUCGCAUGGAAAUCUCCAGCGACCUGCAACGGCAUAUAACUUUGUUUUUUCCUCUUUGUCGGAAACCGGCGCAAACAGCAAAUGGCGACGUUGAAUAUAAAUAAGCCUUUAGCUUAGUUUUUCCGAAUCAGUGUGAGUGCAGCAGCGAAUGUGAUUUGUAUUGCGUAAUAGUGAGCGGAAAAAUAUCGUAGAAGCUGCGAUUCAAAGCAACUUGCGAAAAUACAUUUUAUGAAAAUUAUAGUUUUCCAACCAUGAAGUUCGCCAUAGCAUUCUUAUUGCUGGCCGGUAUGCUAGCCAUAGGCGUCAACGCCGGCAACGAACCGGUUUGCUCAUAUCGAAAUACUCAGGGUGAAACGAUAUUCCUGAAAUAUUUGCCGCUACUCAAACAAGGUCAGGACUAUGUGGACUUCGGUGUGGAUGGCAAGUGUGUGAAGCGCGCAGUUUGUUCAGAGAAUUUCAAAACCGAAGUGGAAGAUUGCGGCAAGUAUCGCGUCACGUGCGGCAACAAAAAGACCUUCAAUGGCGUCUUUCCCGGCUGCUGUGUUAAAUGUUAAUUGAAAAAUAAACAAUGAAAACCACAAAGAAGAAAAAAUUAUUUUGAAAUAAAAUAAAUUAUAAAAUGCCAUAAAGUCAAACGUAUUCACCCAGAGCUUGUGCCAUAAAAAUACUUUUUUAAUGAAUUUACUCAAAAACUAUACAAACGUUAUGUUUUAAUAAGAAGCUAUUUACAAUAUUAAAAUAUAAUUAUUACUAAUUUCAUAUAUCAUAUUAAUAUGUUAAAAUGUUGCACAAAAGAAAUAAAAAGCAUGAAUGUUUCACA